Rubroshorea leprosula is the source of this 621-nucleotide messenger RNA. Lineage: Eukaryota; Viridiplantae; Streptophyta; Magnoliopsida; Malvales; Dipterocarpaceae. The record is from the annotation of a GenBank genome assembly.
AGUCAAAAACCAACAUCGAUCCCAGAAGAUACAUGUCAUAAAUUCAAGCAUCCCUUCCUCAUUUUUUCUUCAUCACCUCUCCAAACUGCGAAACAAUGUUAGUUCUACUCUUUGAUGUGAUUUUCUUCUUCUUUAGCACAUUAUCGAUCAUACUCGCCCGCUUGAUCGUCUCCUCUGUGUUCCUUGUUGUGCAAGUCAUCCAGCUAUUCAAGGUACCUGGCGAAGCGAUCCAAGGUGGAUUAGAACAGCUCGCGGAGAUCAUCAAGGUGUGUUUCGAGUUUGUUUUUGAUAUUGUGAAGGAAAUUAUAGCCUCUAUCAUCUCUGCAAUUUUCGAACAUCUUAAGGAAGCUGCUAAAGAGUCAGCUGCUGAAAUGGUGUCAACAGUCUUUGACCUAAUGAAGAACACGAGGACUUCCUUGGAUGAUUUGUUGAAUGAUUUACCAGAGAUCGCAGAGGGCUUCUCCGGGAUGAUUCAGACGGUGAUCACAAAUUUAUGGGAAAGUUACAAGGAUGUCAUAAAAUAUCUACUAGAAAAUGCUAAUUAGUUGAUCUUGUAACCUCAAUUGGAUGUUUGCUUGAUUCUUUGUAAAUAUUUUACAUGUAUAAAUCAUGAAAUUAAUA